Messenger RNA from Saimiri boliviensis boliviensis (Bolivian squirrel monkey), 1014 nucleotides. RefSeq names its product protein phosphatase 1 regulatory subunit 35 (gene PPP1R35). The record is from RefSeq and is a predicted model, not a curated record. Gene Ontology annotation, molecular function: phosphatase binding. Lineage: Eukaryota; Metazoa; Chordata; Mammalia; Primates; Cebidae. Gene Ontology annotation, cellular component: centriole. Gene Ontology annotation, biological process: negative regulation of phosphatase activity; positive regulation of cilium assembly; positive regulation of centriole elongation.
UGACGUCUGGGAGCACCAAUAGGGUGGGCGGGAUUGCUGACUCCGCCCCCGAAGGUAAGGGUUAGCGGUUUCCGGUAGCGGCGCUGGGAGGGGCGGGGGAGAGGAGGAGGUGGCCAGAGGCUGUGUGCCCUGACCCUUGGACCGCCUGAGACCGCGUCCCCAAGGCACAUCCAAAGAUGAUGGGCUGUGGGGACUCAGAGUUGGAGUCGGUGGACGGGGAAGAAGCCGCGGCGGUCCCGGGGCCACCCCCCGAGCCCCGAGUCCCGGAACCCCGAGCCCCAGUGCCCGAGCCCGGCCUGGACUUGAGCCUGAGUCCGCGGCCUGACAGCCCCGAGCCGCGGCCUGACAGCCCUGGGCGGCGGAAGGGGCGGGCGGAGCGGCGGGGCGCGGGUCGGCAGCGGCGGCAGGUCCGUUUCCGCCUGGCACCACCUUCCCCGGUGCGGUCUGAGCCUCAGCCCGCGGCGCCGCAGGAGCUGGAGAUGCCCGCGCUUCAGAGCAGCCUGGCCUUGGGCCUGGAGCUGAGAGCCGCAGUCGGGAGCCAGUUUGAUGCCGCGAAAGCCGUGGAGGAACAGCUGAGAAAGUCGUUCCAGAUCCGCUGCGGCCUGGAGGAGAGCGUGUCCGAGGGGCUGAACGUGCCGCGCUCCAAGAGGCUCUUCCGAGACCUGGUGAGCCUGCAGGUGCCGGAGGAACAGGUUCUGAACGCCGCCCUCAGGGAGAAAUUGGCUCUCCUGCCGCCGCCGGCUCGAGCCCCGCCCCCAAAGGAGCCACCUGGGCCGGGGCCAGACAUCACCAUCUUGUGUGACCCAGAAACACUAUUUUAUGAAUCUCCACACCUGACCCUGGACGGUCUGCCCCCUCUCCGGCUUCAACUCCGGCCCCGCCCUUCAGAGGACACCUUCCUCAUGCACCGGACACUGAGGCGAUGGGAAGCGUAGACCCCCAACGAUCUGUGGAGGGCUAGUUCGUAUUUUUGUGUUAAACUAUUCGUCAGAAUAAAGUAAUUUUGCUAGUAAA